Messenger RNA from Serendipita indica DSM 11827, 1905 nucleotides. The record is from the annotation of a GenBank genome assembly. NCBI's taxonomy places the organism in Eukaryota, Fungi, Basidiomycota, Agaricomycetes, Sebacinales, Serendipitaceae.
AUGGAGGCCCUGAACGACUGGCUCCGCGCUGCAACCGAUCUUGAGAAAGAGAACGCGCGGUUGACAACACAACUCGUGGAACAAUUAACAGCGUACAAUGAGCUCCGCAGUAAAUACGACAUACUAAAGCAAGAGGCAAUCAAACGGCAGACAGAUGCUGAAGAGCUGGAGCAGACAAAGGCUGACAACAAUGCCAAGAUGGAGAAACUGUCUACCACGGUUCAUUCAACACUUGAGGAUCCUCGAGGCAGAGGCCAGAGAACAGACACUGCAGAGACCCGUUACGACUCUCUACAAGAACGAGAGGAUGCUUUGGCAGCCGAGAACGCUGGAUUAAAGACAAAGUUGGAAGCAGUCAAUAACCACGAAGUCCGCACACUCAAGGACCGCAAUUCGUCCGAAUACAAAGUAACCUCUUCCGCAGAUCAAAGAAAGGCCCAGCUCGUGGUCGAGUCCUUGGAACGUUUACAGCGUCGUUUUAACCGUCUCGCCGACCAAAAAGAAAGAGCAGAGAGGAAGUUCUUCAAAUCCUACCUCGAAUGGAGUGGUUUCAAGGAAUGGUGGCGACAGUUCUGUUCCAUUCCGAGCGUCAAUGACGCUAUUCGUACCUUUAAUCGCUCACUACGAGACAGCAAAGCCCGAGGUGCUCUUCCAGGAAACGCUUUGAAGUCGACCGACUCUGUGGCGAGGAGGCAUGACGAUGACCCCCCUCUAUCACUGGAGCCGUCGAAGCUAUCGACAGAUGCAAUUGUCACCACCCGUGCUGCGCCGACGGGUGAGAAAGUGUUGUCGUCCAAGGACAUGCUUGAAGCGGCUUGUGAAGAUCUCUCAAGGACGUAUCACCAAUUCGCUACACAAUACGAAGCGUUUGGGUUUGACGCUCCUCCCUUUACCACCGAGCAAUCGAAAGAGGCCACUCAGAUUUUCGAUACCGACAAGACGCAAGAGACAUCGGCGGGUACACCAACGCGGCCGUUCAGGUUUAAUCUCACAGGUAUUCCUCUUCCUCAACCGACAAUUUAUGAAUCACCAACGAGGAGGAUCAAGACACCCGUUCGUCACGUCUCUCCAGACUCGCCCGUGGCUAUCAAGCUUGAAGAAUCGCCCAUCAAGGUUCCGAAUGCAGCUCCUCCCCAUCCAAGCGCGAGUACUCCGCUUGGCGAAGCUCCUGUUGCUGGUCCCAGCCAUUCGUCUCUUGGGAAGCGAAAAGCUCCCAUCGAAGAAAGCCAUUCGUUGCAAGUAAAGAGUGGCAGAAAGAGCUACGUACCCUUGGUGCAGCAAUACAUGGACGGGACCAAAGUCGUGUCAUCCAACUCGAGCAAGAAGCGGCAUACAGAGGCGCUUGAUAGGGACUCGAUUACACCGAAACAACAUGGUAAACCGAUCAAAGGCCGAUCAACAACGGAAAGGCGUAACGUGACCAGAUACGAAGUCAAUCCUGAUCGGAACAACGGGGUUAAUUUUGCGUAUGACGAAGUCGUGCGCAACAAGGCAGAGAGAAAGCGUAUGGAAGCGACCGACUGUGAUCAAUGUCGAGAGUUUUACAAGGCUGCCGGGCCUCUCCCACCACGAUUGCAGGCGCCUCUCUGGAAGAGCCCGACAUCAAGUCAAGACCCCGCCGCUGCACCACAGCGUCAUUGUAAGCACCACAGCAACAAAGAGGAAUCGGACGAUAGUGGCUCCGAGUCGGAAGACUCGGGGGUAAGGGCUCAUCGCCAAGAAGUCUCGCGCCAUCGCUAUAUCAUGCCCUCCGGCGAGACACCUCCAGGCUUCUGGGAUCUGGAUUUCCCUGACACGCAACGGGUCGAAAAACUGAGGGAUGAAGCUGAGAAGAUGCAUCGUAAGCGCGAGAGGUUCAUGGAGAAAGAGGCGGGCAAGAAGGAUGGCAAGUAUCGUUUGAAAUGA